UUCAGCAAGACUGGCUCAUGAUUCCAGUGACUCUUCAGUUUCUGCCUCCUACAGCUGGAUUGUGGUGUUUUUCUGAAGUUGUUCAUUGAGACUUCUCAGCAUUGCUGCCAAGAUAAAUAGGUGAGGCUGCUGGCCGCUGGGACUCAGCACUCCGUAUGAAUGCCGUCAGCCCGGGAUCCAGACCUCACUGCUUCUGCUGCCUCGGACUGGACUGAGCGACCCUCGCCGAGACUUCCUUCCCGGACCUCCUCGCAACUCACAGCUGUCUUUCUGGAUUGACCCCGUGGACAUCAAUAUGUGUCAUGUCAUUGUCACCUGCCGCUCGAUGCUCUGGACCCUCCUGAGUAUCGUCGUGGCCUUUGCUGAGCUCGUCGCCUUCAUGAGCGCCGACUGGCUGAUCGGGAAAGCCAAGACCCGCGGCGGCGACGACCAGGCAGGCACGGACUCGGAGCCCCACUACCUGGGCAUCCUCUGCAUCCGCACCCCUGCCAUGCAGCAAGUCCCUCGGGACACAUUGUGCGGGACCUACGCCAAGAGCUUCGGGGAGAUAGCCAGCGGCUUCUGGAAAGCCACCGCUAUUUUCCUGGCCGUGGGGAUCUUCAUUCUCUGCGUAGUGGCCUUGGUGUCCGUCUUCACCAUGUGCGUGCAAAGCAUCAUGAGAAAAAGCAUUUUCAACGUCUGCGGGCUCCUGCAGGGAAUCGCAGGUCUGUUCCUCAUCCUCGGCCUGAUCUUCUACCCUGCAGGCUGGGGCUGCCAGAAAGCCAUAGACUGUGGACGGUAUGCAUCCCCCUACAAACCUGGAGACUGCUCCUUGGGCUGGGCCUUUUAUACUGCCACUGGGGGCACAGUCCUCACCUUUAUCUGUGCCGUCUUCUCCGCACAAGCAGAAAUCGCAACCUCCAGUGACAAAGUCCAGGAAGAGAUUGAAGAGGGGAAAAACCUCAUCUGCCUCCUUUAGUCUGGAAGACAUUACUGCCACCGUUACCUUUCUUUCUGGCCUUGUGACACAGUCUUCAUCAUUUGAACCAAGUGAAGGAACCAGUCUUGACCUACUGGAGCCACAUCCCACAGCCCCAGGCCUUCGUGGGACCAGUGAGGGGCAGCGCUCUUGGACAUCCGGCUGCAGAGCAAAAAAUGAGACCAGACAAGGACGUGGUAGAGCCCCUGUGGAGUCCUGUCGGAGGCUCCACGUCCCCAGGGCUCAAUGAAGGAUAGAGCCCUGACUCACCAAGGCAGGCGGCCAUCUCUCUGGCAGCAGAGGAGAGGACAGCCAGCCUCAGGUAGUUUGAGGCAGGUUUCGGCCUACAGCUAUGUGUUUAUGGGCAUCUCAGAAUGCCGGGUGGAGGUGGGGGCUUGGUUUUCUUCCUAGUUCUUUCAUGCUGUCUCGCUUGGAGACUGAAAGGAAGAGUACAGACUUACUGAUGACAGGUUAUAUGCUGAAGGUCACAGCAAGAUACCAGGUUUUGCCUAACUGCACAAAGGGUUGAACAGGGACAGUGCAGAACCCCCACUGUGGAACUACUCCAGUUUGAGUUCCAGGGUAAGAGGCAUCAAUGGAACUCUCCUCAGGAUUUGAGUAAAGAAAGACAAUCACGUAAGAAUAAAAGUACAGACCUCUGCCAGUAAGGCAGACACCUUUCUACUCUGUACAGCCAGCCUAGUGCCUGUGAUAGCCCCGUCUCCUCUGGUAGUUAGUUUUCUCCCAGGGUUGGGGUUUGCUUGGCUGCCCAGAGAAACCUCAGUGUUCCCUGCUCCCAAGGACUGCAGCCUCCAGACCAGCUGUGGUGCAUGCAGAUGUUCACAGGGAGGGGUUGCCAGAACCUCAGCAUUUGCAGAGUGAACUUUUUCGGAGUUUUCUAACCCCACUGGCAUUUUUUUUUGCAGAGAAAGCAGGAGCUAGUGCUGGAAGCCUCUCCAGCUUCUGGUGUUGAUCUACAGAGCAGGCUGAAUAACACUAGCUCACUGCCAAGGAAGUCCUGCAUCAAGAGUCCCAUCCCCAGGUUAGCACAAAAGCAGGGGCUGGACCAGGCUCAUUGCACCUGCCUACGCAGGUCACAGAACCACCAAAUGCUUACUAAAGAGGACUCAGGGCUUUUAAUCCAGUUUCCAUAAAUCACCCAUUUGACCAAAGCAGCCAGAAACACCAGAGUCUGGCAUCACAUGAACCUUGCAGAUACAGGAACCCUCCACAGUGGUGCAAGUGGAGUGGCCCUAUUUGGAUUUAGAGAUACGUUCAACUCUUCAAAGUUAAAUAGUGAAGCACCUUCUACUGGCAGGUGUUUGCUCAUCAAGUACACAACCCUGAUUUAGAUUUUACAGCCUCAUCCCAGUGAAUCGCUUAAAGCUAUGUCAGUUUAGAGCCAAGCCUUGGUUCAGAACAACUACCUUACAGAGAUGGGCUAGGCCAUCUACAUAUAUCUGUAUAACUGGGGUUUAGUUCUAGUAUAUUUACCCUUCGGCCUAUAUCAGAGACCAUAUUCUCUCUCAUGCAGGUGAAAGGUCUGGAAGGUACGGGAAUCAGAUCUUAAGUUCAGUUCUGAACCAGUUAUCAAAGUAAGCAAGGCAGAGAGAGAUCCUGCGGCCACUUUAAAAGAGAAGGGGGAGGCACCCAAGCUCAGGAAACAGGAGCAGAUCACUAAGUCCACGUGCCAUGGAGCACAUGGAGGAGACACUCAUCGUCAGUGGGGAUUGAUGUCCUCAGACAGCACAGUAACUGUGUUCGUAACCUGGGCAGUACUUUUCAUGAAACACAGUUUUGUUCAUUAGGAAAACUGUGACAAAACCACCUUGUUUUCCUAGAAUUUACCAGAUUAACGUUUCCAUCUUUACCAUCUUAGGUCCUUCCUCACAGACUAGUCCUAAGCUGCAGGUUCUGUGUGCAUGUCUAUCACCUGCUCUUUGGGGUCAAGUGGCAGUGGACUUCCAGCAACCUGGUAACGGUCACAAAUGAAGCCGUGACCUCUCUGCCACACUGUCACUUAACUGUUUCUCAUUAAUUUAAAUGUUAGAGAAGACAGCCCCACCACAAAAGGGCAUAAUGAGAACUGCCUACGUACUGACUUAGCGGAACAAGAUUGCAUUUUAUAGCAGAGAGAACUUCAAACCAACACACAGACUUUCACAGAGAAUGAAAGGACCAUCUACAAUUGUGCUAAUAUAGAAUGAAACUUUGCUCCUGACUCUUUAAAACCACUUGCUGGCCAAAUACCCAUUUCUCUGAUAAUAGGACCAUUACUGCUACCAGAAAAGUCUUAUUUUGCCUGCAUUUGCUUCUCGUUAAACUGUAAAGCAGAAAUAUUUGGGAGUCUGUGGCUUCUUUAAACCUGUGUGGUAAUUCAAUAUUACAUUUAUAACUGUGGAAGGGUCUUUGAAGUAUCUGUGGUGUACUGAAUGGCCUUUGUUAAACAUGUAUUCUGUAAAGUGCCAUAGUCUUUUUUUAUGUGUGGCAUAUUUAAGGAUAUAUAUUAUACAUAUACAAAUCUGUCUAAUAAUAGAUGUGCAAUAACCAAGGUGUAUGUACGUUUUCUUUGGGGAAACUGGACAAGAUUCAAACCAGGGAUGUUUCUUUUUGGGCAAAGGAGAGUUAGGCAUUUUUGCCUUUGUGGCUAGUCACUAGUCUGUAACAUUUUUAAUGCUAUACAAACCUUAUGUGAAGAAAAGACUGGUAUGAAGCAAUUUUCUCCCGGGCCUAAGCUAAAACAAUCACUCUAUUUAUGGAGAGUUGAUUCAGCGAGCCAGGCCCAGCCAGUGCCGGUCUUCCGUGUGAAAUGUGAAGCUGCGUGUUGCCUCUUCUGUCAGCCUGAACAGUAGAUGCUGGGUGUAGACUGAGCAGCGAUUUCUUACUAUGCUUUUAUAGACCAUGGUAACACUAGACCACUAUCUCCAAGGGCUGGUCUCACACCUUCUUAGCCGUAAGAGUCUGGCUUAAGACAGACCAUUCCGUGCAAUAACACAUGGCUGCUGGAAAUCCCAGGCCUGUAUUUGUGUUUUGGGGAGCAAAGACUCCCAAGGCCAAAAGAGUUCAAGGGAUGUGUUGGGGCUUCUGAGACUGUGGGAAUCUUCUUCCAUAGCUGAAUGGGUCCUUGGGUGCUUUGAAGGAACUCUGGCCCCGCUUGAUGUUUAAUAGCCACUCGAGCCAAAUAUAAAAUUGUACUUAGAGCUGAUAGACUCAGUCGGAGCCUUCAAUGUGUGCUUGAUCCUAUUACAUGUAAACUAAUACACUGCUUGUCUAGCACUGAUUAGGAUUCUGUACUUAAGGAUUUUCACAAUGUCUUCCCUUGCCCUCUUGAGGUCUCAAUUAAAUCCAAUUUUGCAAACUCA
Molecule: messenger RNA, 4320 nt
Organism: Arvicanthis niloticus (Nile rat)
Lineage: Eukaryota; Metazoa; Chordata; Mammalia; Rodentia; Muridae
Source: RefSeq, a predicted model, not a curated record